Cimex lectularius (bed bug) is the source of this 706-nucleotide messenger RNA. RefSeq names its product alpha-crystallin B chain-like. The transcript is spliced from 3 exons. The coding region runs from base 104 to 544 and encodes 146 amino acids. Lineage: Eukaryota; Metazoa; Arthropoda; Insecta; Hemiptera; Cimicidae. The record is from RefSeq and is a predicted model, not a curated record. Gene Ontology annotation, biological process: protein refolding; response to heat. Gene Ontology annotation, molecular function: protein folding chaperone.
UAUAAAACCCGACUCGAACUGGCUUUCAGUUCAGUUCAGUGUUUGCCAGUGAGACGAAAAUAGCUCUACGUAAGAAGAACCACCAUACAUAAACAUUUUAAAAAUGUUGAGGGUAUUUCAAGAAGCGAUGGCGCCGUCAAGGGUCCUGAUACCUUUGAGAACGUAUGCGAGGACUAUGAGCAGAACAACUGCUCCUAAACCUAAGGAAGAAGACAAGGAAUUCAAAUUGGAACUGGAUGUGAGCAGAUUCAGGCCUGAAGAGCUCAAAGUCACUGUUGACAAUGACCUAAUUAUCAUAGAUGGAUCGCACGAAGAAAGGUCAACCCAUGGUUACGUUUCAAGACAAUUCACUAGGAUGUUUAAAGUUCCAAACGGUGUUGAUGUCCGUUCCCUUGUGUCAAACCUCACAUCCGAUGGUGUACUUUCACUCAAAGCACCAAUAAAAGUUGUAGAGCCAACUACUUGGGAAAUUCCUAUAACACAUGUGAAGAAUGGAGAAGUCAAUUCGUCUAAUAGUAAACCAGAAGAGCCAAAAAAGUCAUGAAGAUGUUCACUUUUUUAAAUUUGAUUAAUGUAAAUGUAAUGUAAUUAUCUGAUCAAUUUAGAAAGACUGAAGUUAUACAGUAUUGUACCAGCUAUUAGGGCAACUACAUUUUCUAGUAAAAAUAAUAAUAUGGAAAAAAUAAGAAUAAAUCACUAAAUUAAA